UCUGAGAGAGGUGGGCCUCGGUUCUCGCCCGUGGGUCAGGGCUGUGGCGAACAGACUGAGGCGAUCGUACCUAUUCCAAUUCUCCCCAUCUUCGAUUCGUCUAUCCGUCCUAUUAAAAAUGGGUAUCUGCGCGUCAAGUUCUACACACAAACAUCAUUAAUCAGCCUUGUCAGAUGUGGAGUACAGCGCAAGGUAAUUGUUUAUUUACCGAGGAAGUAG
Messenger RNA from Serpula lacrymans var. lacrymans S7.9, 219 nucleotides. RefSeq lists its product as uncharacterized. The transcript has a single exon. NCBI's taxonomy places the organism in Eukaryota, Fungi, Basidiomycota, Agaricomycetes, Boletales, Serpulaceae. The annotation marks the transcript as partial. The record is from RefSeq and is a predicted model, not a curated record.